This is a messenger RNA of Pocillopora meandrina, 477 nucleotides long. NCBI's taxonomy places the organism in Eukaryota, Metazoa, Cnidaria, Anthozoa, Scleractinia, Pocilloporidae. The record is from the annotation of a GenBank genome assembly.
AUGAAUGACACUGAAGUUUGCAUAUUAAAAGCCCUAGCAAGCAAAAUCGAAGACGAGUGCGAAAAAGAAAUGUUUUGUUGCUUUUCGAUGCGCUCUCUGGCACCAGACAAUUACAAGAAGGAAGGCAAUUUGUUGGUCUCGGAAUUUGACACCAUCCACAACAAAGACUGGACGAAGCUAGAGCAUUGGAGUAAAUGGUGGUUCCGUGUAAAUCACCUGACCAUGUUUACAAGGGCUUUUAAGGAAAUGGACGACAAGGAUUGGGAACAGGGACCAAGCACUACCAAUCCUAUCGAGUCUUUAAACAGGCAGUCACUUCAGGAAGGUGAUAAUAUACUUCAUGCUUUGAUGGAGAACAUUUACCUGGAAAAUCGCCUCUGCGCUGUGAAGACAGCAGUUUGCAAAGAGAACGUGACAACGUCCUACAAAUCAUCACCUGGCAAGCAGAAGGCUAAACGAAAGCGACGACGCACUUAG